Molecule: messenger RNA, 1760 nt
Organism: Bursaphelenchus xylophilus (pine wood nematode)
Lineage: Eukaryota; Metazoa; Nematoda; Chromadorea; Rhabditida; Aphelenchoididae
Source: the annotation of a GenBank genome assembly
AUGUUUCAAUAUUUUGCGCCAUCGUCCAGCUCCACAUCCGCACAAGAUGAUCAAUUUUAUACCGGGUUGGUGCGACCUUCCGGCUUUAGUCAUUCGAUAAACCAGACCAACUUCAUAAGCGAUCCAAAAACAGAAUUGGACGUUCAUCCAGCGGAAUAUGAAGGGUAAGGAGAGUAUCCUAUAUCAGAAUAGUCUUUUCUCGAGUCUUCGUUGCCAGAUUUGAAUGAAAAAGCGUGCUCUGAGACAUGUUAUACGAUGAAAAAUGUUCAGUUCCUUUCUUCUUUUAUUUUGUUAUUUUUUUUAUUUUUCGUUCAAUUUCAGCGCUGAAUUCGUCUUUGACAAUGAGCAGAUCUCGGUGUUAUGUCAAGUCCUACAGAAUGGCAACGAAAUUGACCAAUUAGUAAGUUGCGUUUCUUCAAAAAACAGUUGUUUUCUCUAAUUUUAGGCAUCAAUAUAACGUCUUCUAAAUUUAGGCGCAAUUCGUCUGGUCGAUACCGGACAAACCGGAGUACAAAUGCAACGAACACAUCCUCAAAUCUCAAGCACAAAUCGCCUUUCAUCGACAGAAUUUCAAAGAGCUCUAUCAGUUGCUGCAGUCGCAUCACUUUUCACCCGAACACCACGAAGAACUGCAGAAUUUGUGGAUGAGAGCGCAUUACAUCGAAGCUGAAAAGAUCCGAGGACGGGAGUUGGGUGCUGUUGGGAAGUAUCGAAUACGAAGGAAGUAUCCGUUGCCUAGAACGAUCUGGGAUGGGGAGGAAACGAGUUAUUGUUUUAGGGUAAGUGAUUGAUGUCCAAGAUUUGGAUGGUGCUCGGAUAUCUGUUGUCGGAUUUUUUUGAAUUUUUUUAUGGAAGGGCGUUAUAGCUCUAAAAUUUACCAAGCAAAGUUUUGCCAUAGUAUUUUGAGAACGAGCCGAGAUAUUGCCCAAUAUUACACUAGGUACCUAAAAAUUUUUGGAAUAGUUGGUAUCACUAUUUUAACGACUCGGAAUUGCAUGAAAAUUUUUUCACAUCUUUGUUAUGGGUUAUACUUUAUUUGCUGAAAAUUGUAGAUUGAAACUUACAGUAAAACUGGAAAUACUGACAAAUAUUGUACAAGGACCAUGUGCAAUAUAAAAUAGAUCAUAAAUUUUCUUUCAGGAAAAAUCCCGAGUUGUCUUGCGGAAUUCCUACAGGAAGAACCCUUAUCCCUCACCAAAAGAGAAGAAAGAGCUGGCUUUGGAGACAAAUCUUACUGUAACACAAGUUUCAAAUUGGUUCAAGAAUCGGCGGCAAAGAGAUCGAGCGGCUGGUUCAAAGUGAGUUUUAUUGAAGAUUUUCCUCUAGCAAAUAACUAUUUUUUUAAUUUUGUUACUAUUUACUAUGAAAAUUUUGAGAUUCAUAAAGACCUUUUUAUUUUUUUUUUCGAUUUCUCGUUGAUCUGCUACCUAAAUUAAUAUAAAUUUGCUUUCAGAGACGGAAUUUCCCAAUCAGGCUACAACAGUUUUGACGAAGACGAUCUCAAUCUCUCAGCCAACACAGCCAAUGUUCUUGGGUUGGCUUCCGGUUCACUUGAUGCAUCUUCGACGACGAUUCGCCAGCUGGUCCCGUUGGAAUUUUCGAUUUAUAAUCCCGCUUUUUCGGUGACCCCAUGGUACGGAGAGUUCGGACAAGUCAAUCCACCAGCCACAGUGCCCUAUGACACAUCAAAAUUUACCGCGCAGAACCUGGCAAACCCGUCGGCAUCAGCACAAAUUCACAAUGCUUAUCAUCCAUUAUAA